UAAAUUAUCUUACCCGCCCUGACCUGCCCAUUUCCGUUCUAAUCCUACUCCACAUAGUCCAUAGGCCAUCUAUCAUGGGCCGGCGCAACAAACAUGGGCCACACACUGGGCGGCCCAGAUCCAUCCUUACGACCGCGAGGGCCUAACAACAACAAAAAAAUUCACAUACACAAGAGCUUUUUAUUUUACCAAGAAAAAAGAAAGAAGGAAAAAUAAAUAAGUGCUUCUUCGGUUCUCUUCACACGCAGAGCAGGGGGAACUUGGAGCGAGGUCAGCAGCGAGAUGGACUGAAAAUCACUUGGAGAUGCAGUUCGUCCGGCGUCCGAAGUAGUAUUCAGUUGAGCUCCUUGGGUGACAUUUCCCCCCGCCGAUGACUACUCCCGGAAGGUCUACCGCCAAGCGUACACACAAUCAGCCUGAGCCAAUUGAUCCUGGGCAUGUUUACAAUGUGCCUCCUCUGAAUGCUAUACCCCUGAAUUAUUUCGACCCGUUUGUAGCUAAUGAUGAUGCUAAUGCUGCUGCUGCUGAUAACAAUGGUGGUGUUGAUGCUGAUCCCCCAGUCGAACCAGCAAACACAGAAGACCCAUCCUUAGUUUUCUUUCCUAAUGGAACAACUGAGGCCGAGUUUGCCAAUAUCUUGAACAGAAACAGAGGAGCUAUUGCCCUCUCCGGGAUUGCAGCUAUGCAGAAGAUUGGUUCAGGUAUUGGACAAAUGAACAUUGGGGAGAGUGACGGGUUCUACAUAUUCCGUGUCUCUCUUCCUGGAGUGUCUGGAAAUGAUAGGAGCUUCAGUUGUGUUGUAGAUCCAACUGGGAUGGUGGAGAUACAAGGGGUGAGCACCACCGGGGAGCAGGUUGUUGAAAAACCUCCUCAAGUCUUCUUCAUGGAGACUCAAAACCUCUGUCCACCAGGACCCUUCAGCAUCAAGUUCAGGCUUCCUGGUCCAGUUCUUACCGACCAACUCAGAAGCUCUUUCGUCGAUGGUAUGUUCGAGGGAAUUGUGAGGAAAAUGUCCUGAAAACAAAGUUUAGCUCCCCCAUAGGAAUUGAAUGUCCCGUUUUCUUUGGAACAGUGAACUCAGAAACUAGCUGGCUGGUUCUUUAUUAGUAGGCUGUAAGCCUGUAACAUACAGCUGCCCAGGCUCAUCUUCACCUUUGCUAUUACAAUUUCUUCAAUCUCCAGGGGUGAUUCUUAUGAACCUUUCUCAGUUUAUGUCUAAAUACUCGGUCAUUGCAGUUUUUACCUUACUUUUGUCCCCUCAAUGGAUUGCCUUAGAAUUAUCUGAACCCCUUUUAUGAUUUUCCUUGUUUCUAAAAGUUUGCCUCAAUGUCGAUCUUUUAGCAAACGCUUGCAUGGGUAGUUAAUGCCUUCUUCCGGUGAAACAAGGGAGAUAUGCAAAUAAGUUGAGCCAAGUUUGAGCUAGAACUCGAGUUCUGUUCGUUAAUAAACGAUCCGAGCUAUACUUGUUUAACGAAAUAUUUGUUAGCUGUUGACUCACGUUCGAACUAGGUGUCAACUCAUUAAUGAGCUCACAAGCUCUACGCGGGGUUGACUAAUCAAUCGGUUCACGAGGUCAACUCAUUUAAAUGUCGUAGUGAAAAAAAAUAAAAGUAAAAUUUUCGUGCUUAUAUAUUAUCAUUUUCACAAUAGUUUAUAUCAUGUUAUUUAACAGUAAUUAACAUCUGAGUAAUCUAUGAUAUCGAAAUUCUCUUUCAAAUUAGAAUUGAGACAUAUUUGUCUAUGUACUUGAAGUCGUGCACAUCAUAUAUGAUGAGAUAUAUAACCUAACAAACUUAUAAUUUUUUAACAAACCAACUCAUAAAAAGACCAGUUCGCGCUCAUAAGCCGCUAGUUGAGCUUGCUUGCUAGCCACUCUGUCGAGUCAAUUCAUGAGCUCAAAACGAGCUACCUAACAAGUUGAGUCCCACAAGCAAUCGUGUUUAGCUAGCUCUCGAGUUGGAACAAGCUGAGCUCCACUCGGUUCAUUAGUAAACGAACAGAGUGUCGGGCGUGUUUUUCUCAAACUAAACGUCGUAAUAUACAUAAAUACAGAUUACAGAGUAAGCACCUGAUCAGAUUUCCUCAAUUUCUGCAGUUCUUCGUAGUUCCGCCAUCUUUGUUCCAUUUGCGAUUGAAGUUAUUGGCUCAUUAUUUUGGUUCUAUAGCCGCGGCCGUCUCUGAUUAAUUAGUGGAGUCAUUUCGUGAAGUUGCCUACUGCAUUUUUUGUUUUGUUUUGUUUUGGCCAUGCAACCGUUUGAUUAAGGUCUAUAAGGAGUAAUUUCGAUCCCAAGACAAGUUAUUAUGGCCAAAAUAUGUAUUUGACAUUUGGUUGUCAUUGACAAUUAAGUUCUAUUGAAAUUGUGGAAACAAGUCAAAAUCAAGGCAUAAUGCCAAAAAGGUAGUAUCCGUGGUUGAAACCUCUGUUUUCAUAAUUCGAUUUGAGGCUGAACCGGAAAAAAGUUAAACGGUUUAUAGUAAAAAUGGUUAAUUAUC
Molecule: messenger RNA, 2493 nt
Organism: Linum trigynum
Lineage: Eukaryota; Viridiplantae; Streptophyta; Magnoliopsida; Malpighiales; Linaceae
Source: the annotation of a GenBank genome assembly